CAGUUUGUCAUGUGAUGAAGAAAUAUUAACAUCACUGUCCCCUGCAGUAUGAAAACAACAAUUUACCACCGGAACGUCUUCUGUCUUCAUGUAGAAAUAAUGUUGUUGUUUUAGUACUGACCUCUUGAAGUAAGAUUUUAUGUUAGCUAUCUAUUUUUUGGCUGUCACUGCAGAGGAUGGCUGUAUCUCACAGUGGCCAGUCCUCACUUGUACAGAGCUUGGCCAAACUCCUCCGAAAUGAUGGUGACUUGGUGCUGGACGGCAGCAGCACACUGACCUUGCCGGUGGCCAGCUUGCACCAGCUCACCAGGCUGUUUGAGCAGUACUUGCUGUCCAGGAGCCACCAGCAUGGGUUCCUUGCGCUGCCCUCCCACCCUGCAGACACUGCUUCCCUGCUGCAGCUGCAGUUCCUGUUUGACGUUCUGCAGAAGACCAUCUCCCUCAAGCUCAUCAACCCACCAGGGGUCAGACUUGAGUCUGUGGUGAAAAUCUUCCCAUUCAAGUCUUUGAAGUGUUUGGAGCUGAAACGAGUCCCUCCACACUGUCUAGAGGGACUUAGAGGAGUUUAUUCUCAGUUGGAGGUCUUUACCUGUUCAAAGAGCCUCAACUCCCUGGAGGAGCUGCUUUCCCUGUGUGGAGGUGACCUGAGCUCUGCACUGCCUUGGCUGGAACUGCACACGCUCAACUUUAGCUUCAACUCCAUUGUCUGCCUUGACCAGUCACUAACUUUACUGAACGUCCUAAAGUCUUUAGAUUUAAGCCAUAACAAGAUUCAGGAGUGUGCUGAAUUUCUAAAGCCCUUGACUGAACUGGAACACUUGAACCUGGGCUACAACUGCCUGCAGAGGGCGCCAACGCUGGGCCUGAGUGCCAGGGCCAAACUCCUCACACUCAACCUCAGGAAUAAUGAACUGGAGACUAUAAACGGUGUUGAGCAGUUGUCUUCACUCGAGCACUUAGACCUGGCCUACAACCUCCUGUUGGAGCACUCCCAGCUGGCUCCUCUCUCCCUGCUGCACUGCCUCAACACACUGAACCUGGAGGGCAACCCGCUGUACUUCCAGAAGACCCACCGCAACUGCACCGUCCGACAUCUCUCCCCAAAGGCUGCAAACCUUAGACUCAAACUUGAUGGUACCCCGCUGUCCUCAUCUGAGUUAUCAGUUCUGCCAAAAGCAGGCCAGCUGGUUGUCCAGGUACAGACUUCACCUCCAGUUGCCAUGCCACCAGAACGCAGUAACCAGGAAGUGUCCAGUGGUGCAGGGGAGCUUAGUGACAGCCUGUCAGUUGGAGAAGUGGGAGUCUCACACAUUCGGAGGAAGAAAUCCAGGAGUAAGGUGAAAGUGCGGAGGGCCAGCAUAUCCGAGCCCAGUGAUACAGAUUACGAGCCCAGACUGUUUUCCUCCACAAAGGGCAUUGUCCUUCCCCACCAGCAGGAGAUUGAGCGCAUGUCCAGCUUCAGAGAUCAGCUGGGUGAGGAUUGGCUGAGGUACCAACAUCAUCUAGAUGGAGAUUCCCCCUCUACCAUCACCACUGCUGUCGAUACCAACCAGCCAACUCCUCACCGUCAACCCCUCCCCAAUGGCCUCAGCACCAACCCAUGUCCAUCCGCCAGCACUGGGCAUCAGCCAUCUCCACCAUCCCUGGAAGUCCCAGAGGUCCUCCCCCCACCGCUGCUCUCAUCGGAGCCCAGGAUGGAGACAUCAGACGCACAUGCAGACCAGGAAACAGAGUCUACCCUACAGUGGCCCGGUCAUAACUCUUGGCAGACAGAGUCUACCUUGGAGAACAGCAUGGUGGACGGCCCGGUGGUGAGCCAGGGAGUAGUGAGCUCAUCUGGGCCUAGUCCAGAGUUCCAAAGAUCGGCUAGAGGGGAGAGCGGAGACACCAAGGAGGAAGAAGAGGAGGAUCUGGGAGUGGACCUGUGUCACCCCCUACUUGUGGGUGUCUUAUCUGACAAAGAGGAAGAAGAUGGAGCGGACCAGGGGGAGAGGAGUAGGUGGAGGAGGAGGGAGGUGUUCCUGCGCAUCAAACAGAGCCUGAUGCUGGAGGUAGACAUGCAGCGCGGCCAGGAGAGAUGCCGUCUGGAGCUAGGCAGCCUGGCUCGGGUGGAGACCACAGAGGCUUGCUGGACCCUAGGGGAGACAGAAGAGAUGUUUCCAGCUGUGGAGCUUCAGUUUGACUACAUCAGCAGGGAGAAAAGGUGGAGACGCUACGUCCUGCUUGAUGAUGACCCACAGCAAGCAUUGCAGGCUCUGACUGACGUGCUGUCACAUGUGGCAGAGGAAAACCAGCGGCGUGACUCUGAGCUCCGCCCCAGCUGUGUUCGCCUGCAAUGCCUUCGCUGCAGGUCAGAGAUCACACUUCAGGGAGAGGGCAGUGAGGAGGAGGCUGGGGGGAGAGCGAGGAGGAGAGAGGCUGCAAUGCUACCAGAAGGUGUGGAAGAACAGGACGGGGAGGAGCUGACAGAGGCACAGUGUGAUGACAGCAAAGGCAACAGUAAUAUUUGUCCAGAAUGUGGUAGCGAUCACGUAGUCCAGCUGGCUGGCCAAUCAACUCCCUACAGCAGUACGCCCAUCCAUUGCUCAUCAAGGCCGGACAGUGAGGACGAUCAUCUUGAUAUAACCCAGAGCACUAGGAGUGUCAAUAAGCAGGAUGAUUACACAGAUGCCAGUAUUAGCAGUAGUCCUAUCUUUGAAGCUGCCACCACUACAGAAGAUCCCACCUUCAUCACUGCCCAGGGAAGCUCCUUCUUCAUCGGGGAUGGUCAGGGUGAUACCUCCAGCCUCUCCUACAGCACAGAGUGCCAAAGUAAAGAGGAUCUGGCUGGGAGCUACCACUACACUUCUACAGGUGCUACACCACCUGAAGUCCAAGCCCAACCUGCAGGAAGAUCCACCCCAAAUGAUGAUUUGGACCUACUGUCUGAGGACUAUGACGCGGUGGACCAUCGGCUUCAGCUUUUCUUGGAUGUGGAGGUCUUCGAGGAGGAAGAGGAGCUUCACUCUUUCCUUAAGAUAUCUGCUGUCAAAUUUGGGGAGCCAGGGGAGGUUCCCUCUCUGUUGGUGGUGUCAAACCAGCGAAUCUAUUUUUUGGAAAUGACAUCAGAAACCAACAGAGGCCAGCUCUCUAAUUGGCUGCAGAAGCGGGACAGCCAGCCACUCAUGGAGCUCAGCUACCUGGAGGUGGGGCUAGGCUCUCAGAGCAUCCACAUGGAGUUUGGAGACAGGGGCGUGGCCUACACUCUCCUCGUGAGGGACAGUUUACGCUGCAAACGCUUCUUUGGCCUCUUGACAGGAAUUGUGCGUGAGAUGGCUCACAAAUCAGAAAGCAAGCUGAAGUCCAUCUCUACCACAAGACUCAACCCUCAGCACCAUCUCUGGGCUCUAGUGUGUGAAGACAUCCAAGCAGAUGUGGAGGAUGGCCAGCUGCAGUUUUUCUACAUUCUGGCUUUUGUACUGCAAGAGGAUAUUUGGACGCCGUUGACAGUCCUGGCAACCCGGGAAACCCUGUACCUGCUCAAAGAGGAUCACCAGUGGAAUAAAAGCUCCAGCCUGACCAUGAAUGAAAACAAAGAGCCGAGCAGCGGGAGCGUCACCAUUUUAGAAAUGCUGCCAAUCAGCUGCGUGAGCUCAGUCCACCUGUGGCCUUCAGAUCAGUGCAGGAUGGAUAUCAAGCUUUAUGAUGAGACUGUGAAACAGGAGAAGACGUGGUGUGUGCGCUCAGAGAGCACUGAGCUCCUCCAGGGUCUGCUGGCCUGGGUCAGAGCACAGUGGGAGGCUAUGUUCGGGGUAAAACUGCACACAAGCCUGCAAGACAAUGCAGCAUAAUGGGGGAGGGCAUGGAAUAGGACAGAAGUUACAGACUGUGUGUGUGUGUGUGUGUGUGUGUGUGUGUGUGUGCGCACGCUCGCUCCUGUGAGCAUGAAUCUGCGUGUUGGUACUGGGAAAUGUUUAGUGAGCGUGAGCAAGUUUGUCUUUAUUUUCUCUCUACACAGUCUGCACUUAGUCAUGUCCCAUUAUGCUUGUUGCUUUCAUCGUCUGUUAAGCCAAGAACUUGGAAAUGCUUGCACUCAUUCAUGUGGUACACAAGCCUGUAAAAGCACUGGUUGCAUCAUUUUUCCCUCCAGAUACCAUCCCACCGAACUUUUCUACAGCUGAAAUGGAGUGUGCCAUGUUUCUUUUUCAGCGGCCAUGUUUUCCUGUUGAAAUGCAUCUCAUAGUGUUCUUCAAUCACUGUAACGUCAACCUAAUAUGGAGCAGAUUUGGGUUUCAGGAAGUAAGAGAGCCUUAAGUUGGAAAGAAGAGGGGUAUGCAAGGAGCUGAGCCUAAAAUAUGUCCAUCCCCCCCUCAAUAAUCUGGACAGAGUCCUUCCUCACUGCCUGAGGGUGCAGUGAGUUGUGACAUCACACGCUCAACACGAGGCUGAAGGUGCUUCUGAAAGGCCAUGGCUCAAGACACUGUCAUCGAGGGUCAUCUCACAUCUUUUCCCCCCAAUUAGGGUCUUAUCAUGUGUCUCUGUUGUUGAGAAGUUCACAGAAAUUCUGCAGAUUUGCUCUCCUGGCGUCCUUUUCCGCUCGCAAAACAGUGCAAACAGUAGAAGUUCUUUUCUUUAAAACUUUGGAACAGGUGUUUUAUUUGUAACCUGGGUGUAUUUUUGUUUAUUUUCCUUUUUAUUUUUGACUGCAUGGAGAAAACGCCUGUGAGGCACUGUCAUCAUUCAAUAAGUGCAAUGGACUGACAUUACUGAGUAGCUCAACUAAAUCCUUGUUUAUUUAGUUUAUAUAUGUGGGUUUAAAAUGUAAUCCAUGAACUUCAGCAGCUGUACAUACUGUCAUCAUGCACAGAUGCAGUAAAUAUCAAAAUGAACUCAGAGCAAUGUUAAUUUAGAUUAACCAGUAUAACGUAAUUUAUCUCUUUGUUAGCAUUUUAUUCCAUUAUGGGUUAAUGCAUAAAAGUCAUUUAUUUUUAUAUAAAUACUGAAAGGAAACAUUUGAUGUACGAUGUGUAUAAAUGAAUAUAAAAGUAAUGUGUUCAUUCGA
Messenger RNA from Siniperca chuatsi (mandarin fish), 5041 nucleotides. Its product is annotated as serine/threonine kinase 11 interacting protein. The record is from RefSeq and is a predicted model, not a curated record. The transcript is spliced from 26 exons. Gene Ontology annotation, cellular component: cytoplasm. The coding region runs from base 177 to 3830 and encodes 1217 amino acids. Lineage: Eukaryota; Metazoa; Chordata; Actinopteri; Centrarchiformes; Sinipercidae. Gene Ontology annotation, molecular function: protein binding. Gene Ontology annotation, biological process: intracellular protein localization.